UGAUUCAGGGUGGCUGUGCACUUGUGUUCAGGUUACAUUUGGCUUUUGAGAGACGAGUGUCAGUCGUGUGACACAGCGCUGAAAAAACACACACAGCAAUCAGAUUGUCCUUUGAGUCGCUUCAGUUGGAACGGAAACCUGGUCGGUUCCUUUUUAAAGUGAGGUUCUAUAACAGCCCUCGGGAAUCCAGUUCUAAAUUUAGCUUUUAGUAUGUUUCACCCAACCCUCUGGCAAAGAGGAGGAAAAACUAACUUUAAGCUUCCAAUGCAACUUUUUUCGUCAAGGCAGGAGCUACGGGAGCGGGGUGCCCGUGAGAGGGAGAAGUCGGCGUUAUCCUGGCUCUCGAACCAGAGCCCUCCUGUGCAGCCUGCUCUUUGUUUACAGUGGUUCUGUGGUUUAAAUUACAUGACAUACAGUAAUUCUGCUCUCAUUGCCAGUAAUUUCACUGACUUGCGAGGCAGGCUUCAUUUCCUGAAAGUCAGCCGGGCUGGACUUAGAGGAAGUGCGUGCCCUCCUCUUUGUGACUAAACCAAUCGCUAGGCGGUUUUAUCGCAAAGGAGGGUGCCGCAGGGCGGGGGGGACCACUUUUCUCCCAGCCUCCCUGCUUUGCCGCCUCCUCCUCCCCCUCCUCGCGUGCUCUCCCCGUUUCCCUAGUGCCAAUUUUUAUGUCUCCAUGCCCCUCUCUCUGCCUGCCCACACGCUGUCAUGAGGCAUGACUUGUCGUCCUCGGGUGCUGAAAACGUCCGCUUGGCCGCUUUGCCCGAGACCGGCUCGCCUCUCCCAGCCGCCCGCGCUGGCUUAACAUGUCCCAGGUGCAGUUCUGGCUUAAGUAUGCGUCUCUCUUCAAGGACUCUGCAUACGUCAGUGAGCUCUGCAGCACCUCUGUCUUCUCCCCCCCCGCGGACUCCCUCUCCGAUAUCGCGGAUGCUAAGGAAUUCCUGCCUGCCAACAGCGGCGUGCCAACACUCUGGGACGUGAACACGCCGCAGCAGAACCGAGCAGAGCUCUCGCCUUCUGACUUGGAAGGGCUGGAAGGCCUAGAUGGAAUCGUGAGCCCCGAUGUCCUCCACACUCAGGACACCCCGCUCCUUUCAAGCAUCCAGUCCCAAACUCAGGUAGAGGAGGAGGAGGAGGGUGACGACGACGAAACGGAGGAGCUGGGUCACACCGAAACGUAUGCCGAUUACGUCCCUUCCAAAUCUAAAAUCGGGAAGCAGCAUCCUGACCGUGUGGUGGAGACAAGCACCCUCUCCAGCGUUCCCCCUCCGGACGUCACCUACACCCUCUCCCUCCCCGACACGGUUGCAGAGAACGGGUUGCUCUCCGCGCUGCAGCUGGAAGCGAUAACAUACGCUUGUCAGCAACAUGAAGUCGUGCUCCCCAACGGGCAAAGGGCAGGGUUCCUCAUCGGAGACGGUGCCGGGGUCGGCAAAGGCCGGACGGUCGCGGGGAUCAUCUUUGAGAAUUACCUGAAGGGAAGGAAGAAGGCCCUGUGGUUCAGCGCCUCAAAUGACCUCAAAUACGAUGCCGAGAGGGACCUGAAGGAUAUCGACGCGGCUUACAUUCCUGUCCACGCUUUAAACAAGAUUAAAUAUGGAGACACAGCUACCUCGGAAGGAGUCCUGUUUGCCACUUACUCUGCCCUGAUCGGGGAAAGCCAAGCUGGCGGCCAGCACAGAACCCGCCUGAAGCAGAUUCUGGACUGGUGCACUGAGGAUUUCAAUGGUGUCAUCGUGUUUGACGAAUGCCACAAAGCCAAAAAUGCCAGCUCCACCAAGAUGGGCAAAGCAGUAUUGGACCUGCAGAAUAAACUACCCCUCGCCAGGGUGGUCUACGCCAGUGCCACGGGUGCCUCUGAGCCAAAGAAUAUGAUCUACAUGAGCCGCCUGGGGAUCUGGGGGGACGGCACUCCCUUCCGGUCGUUUGACGAGUUCCUGCACGCCAUUGAAAAGAGGGGCGUCGGUGCCAUGGAGAUUGUCGCCAUGGACAUGAAAGUGAGCGGGAUGUACAUCGCGCGGCAGCUCAGCUUUUCUGGGGUCACCUUCCGGAUUGAGGAGAUCCCCCUCGACCCAGCUUAUAAACUCGUUUACAAUAAAGCCGCACAUCUGUGGGCAGAAGCUCUGGUCGUUUUCCAGCAAGCUGCGGACCUGAUGGGCUUAGAGUCCCGGAAGUCUCUGUGGGGCCAGUUCUGGUCCGCCCACCAGCGCUUCUUCAAGUACCUUUGCAUCGCCGCGAAAGUCCGUCGCCUUGUCGAGCUGGCCAAGGAGGAGCUGAGCAAGGACAAGUGCAUCGUGAUCGGUCUGCAGUCGACGGGCGAGGCCCGCACCCGGGAAGUCCUGGACGAAAACGAGGGGCACCUGAACUGCUUUGUUUCCGCUGCCGAAGGCGUCUUUCUCUCACUAAUUCAGAAGCACUUUCCUUCAACCAAACGAAAAAGAGAAAGAGGAACUGGCCUUAAAAGAAAACGGAAGCAGAAGGUGCGCUGCCUCGCCAAGGUGCCCAGGGCGGCCCACGACCCCGUCAGCGCCUGCGGCGUCAUCCGGAUCAGCUCCGACAGCAGCUCGGACUCCGAGCCGGGCCUGGAAAGCGACUUCAACUCCUCGCCGGAGUCCGUCAUCGAGAGCGAGGACGUGAUCUUCGUCGGCACCACCCCCACCCCGCUCAACGGUUUUGUGGGGGAUGACCGAGGCUACGUGUUCACGCAAAGCUCGGCACUGGAGAAGGUCGAGAUGCUGAAGCUGGACCUCCUGUCGAAAGUGAAGGCACUGGGCAAAGAGCUACCUCUGAACACCUUGGACGAGUUGAUUGAUUACUUUGGCGGCCCGGAACAUGUGGCGGAGAUGACUGGGCGGAAGGGGCGUGUGGUGCGACAGCAGGACGGCUCCGUGGCGUUCGAGUCGCGGGCCGAGCAAGGGCUUUCCAUCGACCACGUGAACCUCAAGGAAAAGGAGCGCUUCAUGAACGGGGACAAGCUCGUAGCAAUAAUCUCCGAGGCCUCCAGCUCAGGGAUCUCUCUCCAAGCGGACAGACGGGUAAAGAAUCAAAAGCGGCGUGUCCACAUGACGUUGGAGCUUCCUUGGAGCGCAGACCGAGCGAUACAGCAGUUUGGUCGCACGCACCGGUCCAACCAAGUGUCCGCUCCAGAGUACAUCUUCCUCAUCUCCGAGCUGGCCGGCGAGCGCCGGUUCGCUUCCAUCGUGGCCAAGCGCCUGGAAAGCCUCGGUGCCUUAACUCACGGAGACCGGCGAGCGACUGAAUCCAGGGACCUCAGCAAGUACAACUUUGAAAAUAAGUAUGGGUCCAGAGCCCUCGACAAGGUCCUGUUCACCAUCCUCAAGCAGUCGGAGAACAAAGUCCCGGUGCCGAGGGGCUACCGGGGGGGAGAAGCCGCUUUCUUCCAGGACAUGCAGCAGAAUCUGCUUUCCGUCGGGAUUUGCUGCAGGGAGUUGCGGUACGGCAUCAUCACCGUGGAGAAAGACUGUUCCAUCAGCAAGUUCCUGAACCGCAUCUUGGGCCUGGAGGUCCACACGCAGAACCUGCUUUUCCAGUACUUCAGCGACACCUUCGACUACCUGAUCGACAAGGACAAGAAGGAUGGCAAAUACGACAUGGGGAUUCUGGACCUGGCUCCCGGCAUUGAUGAGAUCUAUGAGGAGAGCAAAGAGGUUUUCCUGACUCCUGGACACCCCCAGGACGGGCAGGUGGUCUUUUACAAGAUCAGCGUCGACAGAGGCCUGAAGUGGGAGGAGGCCUUCGCGAAGUCGCUUCAGCUGACGGGCGCCAAUGACGGGUUCUACCUUUCCCAUAAGGUCCGAGGCAACAUGUACACCUGCCUCCUGGCCGAACAGACGCACGGGAAGCAUUUCACCCUCUACAAGCCGAACAUUGGCAAGCACAGCCAGGGGGAGAGCUUGGAGAAGCUCCUGCGGAAGUACCAGCGGGUCCCGCCAGAGGUGGCCCAGAAGCACUGGGAGCACAGCUACUCCUUUUCCAUGCAGCACUGCAACCACGCCGUGUGGACCGGGCACUGCAAGGCGGUGCAGGACGGCAAGGAGUGCUUCCAGGGCACACGCCUGCGCCACUACCACAUGCUGUGCGGGUCUCUGCUGCGCGUCUGGAGCCGGAUCGCCAGCACCAUCGCCGACAUCACCAACAGCAGCCACCUGCAGAUCGUGCGCCUCAAGACCAAAGAGAAGAGGAAGCAAGUCGGCAUCAAGAUCCCCGAGUGCUGCGUCCCACAGGUCCUGAAGGAGCUGAAGCAGAUGGACGAGAGCGUCAAGCAGAAGCGGAGCCAAACGCUGGCAGCAGCCACGGCACAUCCCAGCCUGCCGUACCCUCUGCUGCCCCCGCUGGACCUCAGCCAGACCUCGGGGGGCACGGCCUUCCCGCCCCCCCAGCAGGACGAGGUCUUGGACCUGACCUACAGCCCCCCUCUCCCGGAGUUCUGGACCGAGGCGCCCCCCCCGCAGCCGCCCCUCCACUGCGGCUUCUACAGCGCCACCGGCCUGGCGGCGGGCAUGUCUCUCGGCCCCACCUCGCAGCGGGAGCACGCGGGGCCUGCCCUGCCCGCCCCGGACGGCUUCUCCUCGUCCACCGUGAACUACCGGGAGGUCCUGGAGGAGAUGCUGAGCUUGCUCAACGUGGGGCCCGAGGACACCGCCCACCCCCCACACGGGCACCCCAGCGUGAUCCAGUUUGCCUCCGGCCCCUUCUCAAACCUCUAGGACGCGCCGGCCUCGGCGGGGCGAGCAGAACCCUCUUUGGACCGGACGUCGUGGGCGUGCGUUUUUUUAAGAACCUGCUUGCAAUGGACCACUUCUACCUUUUUAACAGGGAUGGGCAGAGAAAACCUUAGUUAAUGAAAACAAAGUCUAUUUAUAUAUAAUAUACGGUCAACAUCUGUACUAAAUUUUUAUAUAUAUCUCUCUAUCUAUCUCUCUAUAUAUAGAUGCAUUAUGUACAAGGUGGAGUGGAGGUGGGACACCGACCUGGGCGGGAGGCACCGGCACCUUAUAGCCCCCCCGGCCUGCCCCUUCCUCUCACCCCACACGCCCCCCCGCCUUGCCCUGAGGCAAACUACUGAGUUUGGAAAACUGGGUGCUCCUUACCUUCCUCCACCCCCUUUCUCUCCGGCUGGAUGGGGGGAGCACGAUUCGAAUCCGUGACAGCAGGGAGUGUUUUGUGGCCGUUAUCUUGGUCUGCCUUCCCCAUGCAGUGUCCUUCAGAUAGGCUGGUUGGGGAAUGAUGGGAACUGCACUCCAUCUCCUCUGGAGCGCCGCCGCAGGGUGGAAGGCAGGCCUGGGAUUUUGGUGGGCUUGCCCGAGAGGGGUACGUAGUGACUUGCUGUGAUCUGGAAUCCAUGCAUUCUUUUCUACUGGUUUCAGUGCAGAUAGGGCAGGGGGAGGGAAUCCCAAAGUUUCUAGACCUCAUGGAAGUAGGGAAAAACAGGUGGCAGCAUUUCAGAAGCUGGAAUGUCCCAGUGGUUUGGGUGAUUACUCAACGCUGUCAGGUGCAUUUUGAGCCUCUUCUCCGAGCGCACCGUUUUGGACAGGGUGGCUCUUAGCGAAGUGAUCCAUCACUCUGUGAGUGUGAGUGUGAGUUUGAGUGUGUGUGUGUGUGUGUGUGUGUGUGUGUGGUGCGGGGCAUUUUCCAAGAGGCUCACAAAGCCAAAUAAAGUUGGGAGUUUUCUGCCAGCUUUCAGGAGAGGUUACCAGACCGUACAGGGGAGGGUCUGUUGUUUGUAGUCCCUGGGCGGCGGCUCCUGCCCCACAGACUUUCACCCUAGACAAAGCUCAGCACCCCACCCUGGUGGCUCAGACCUUCACUCUGAAGUCCUUCAGAAAUGGCUCCCCCCCAGCUUAGAUUUGGGGGGACCAACAUGCAGAGGGAAGGUCUAGCUUCCCUCCCCCCCAGGACUGGCUCCAGCGGACGGAUGCCUCUCAGCUUGCGGCCUGAUCCGGGGGCUUCGUUCCAAAGGAGGGGAGCUGCGCGCAGAGCCGCCAGCCGGUGCAGCCAGGCCGGGGGGCAGGCGGGGCUUCCGGCCCGCUGGUCUCAGGCCUGACCAGCAGCGGCUGACCCUCCCUCCCGGCCCCCUGGCCCCGAAAUCGCCCCCCGUGGCAGCUGAGCCGAGAAGGCAGCCCAGAUACGCCUUCCCCGGCCAACAGGUUCAGGGAGCGGAUGCCACAUAGUGCCAUGUCUGCCUGAGGAGGCAGGCCGCCUUCUGACACGGCACUGCCUUUCACGUUCUUGGUUUUUAUAUUUUUAAACAGCUAAUUUACAACUUAGUUUCGAAAUUUUCCUCUAAAUGGGCAUUUUUCUGACCUAGCCCCCACCUGCUCCGGCAAAUCUUACUGGUGGUUGAUCUCUGCAGUCUACACCUCCAGUUUGCAGACCUUGCGCUAACUCUUUUCUAAUGCCUGGUAUUUCCAUUUCAGUCUCGGGGGCCCUGUUUUAUAUCAGCCCUGCUUUUUCCUUGCCACUUAACACAGACCUCAGGUACAUAUUGCACAAAUUCAAAAACCACCAGUGUGGAAUUUUGGUACUUGGAAUGUAUUCUGAGAAGCAGCCCCCCCCCCCCAAGCCAUUUGUUUUUGAAGGAAAAACUAGGUUCUGGUCCUUAUAAUUUUAAUGCUCCCAAGGGCAAACAGAACCUAUGCGCGUGUGACUGAGUGAAAGAAGAAUGAAGAGGGAGGGGAGGGAGGGUCCUUUUCCCCCGUUGCGUGUCCAGAAGGGGUGUGCAAAUAAGUUAAAAAUAAAGAAACUAUGCAAAUAUGCUGUUUGUAUAAUGCAGGCAGGCAAAGAUUGAUUCCGUUUCCCUUUACGGAGCAGAAUUUUCAUCCCGUUUUGUAAGCCCCCUGGGGCAGGGACCCACGGUAUUUCCACAGCUUCGUAACAGCCUGGCACUUUGCCUGUUGAUGCUAGAAUUAAAUAUUAUAGUAGCCAUAACAAAUCCAGGUCUUCUGCUUUUUAAUUGGUUAGUGGAUUGUAGCAGCAGGAGAAUGAAAAAGGUUAAAACUCAGGAAAGCCGAUCAGAAGGUGGCCUUGGCUGGGUCCACAUCCCUGAGAUUUCCCCUAAUAUCCUCAAAAGUCAUAUGUGGUUACUUUACAAUUGUUUUAAUUAAAGAAGAAAUAUAUGCAGCUUCCUUUCCCACUAUGUUCCUUCCUCCAUUUUCUAGUCAGGAAAAUUAGAACUUACUAUGAUUACAUGUAAUAGCUACUUUUUAAACUAAAUUAUUACUCUGUUUGGUCUAUUUGAUUGUAUGUAUUUUAAUGGAAAAAUAUCCCCCUCUUCUCCUUUCCUGUGUUGGCACUUUCUAACCAUUUCCUUCAUCUGCUUAUUUUUUUUUCUAUGCAUAUUUAUAAUUGGAACUGUAUAUAUGUAAAAAAAAAAAGAAAAGAAAAGAAAAACCUUCCCCAAUAAGCAACAACAGUCAUGGGGCCGGGGGGGUGGGGGGAGGUUCUUUUCUUUUUGUUGUUGAAAAUGUGCCUUUUGACUAAUGAUUCCGAAUUUUUCUAUUUGCAUCAGAAGGAUUAAAAUGUUGGCAUUUCAACUCGG
Messenger RNA from Varanus komodoensis (Komodo dragon), 7555 nucleotides. It is a transcript of the gene SBNO2, whose product is annotated as strawberry notch homolog 2. Gene Ontology annotation, molecular function: histone binding; chromatin DNA binding. The transcript is spliced from 29 exons. Lineage: Eukaryota; Metazoa; Chordata; Lepidosauria; Squamata; Varanidae. Gene Ontology annotation, biological process: regulation of DNA-templated transcription. Gene Ontology annotation, cellular component: nucleus. The record is from RefSeq and is a predicted model, not a curated record. Bases 804 to 4724 code for a protein of 1306 amino acids.